GUACUCGAGGAUCACCGCUGCCCAGCCGCGCAGCACAGAUUAUAGCAUUGGAAGCUGCCAAUGCCAUGCAUCUAAAUCGCCGUCCCCUACACUGAGAUCGUCGCUUGCGUUUUCAGAGCUUUUAAGGAGAAGGAAGCUAGCCGAGGGGCCGCUCCUGUUGGAAAGCCUCGACCUGUUGAUCAAAAGCAGCGCUUGCGCAGAACGUCGGAAACGAACACCUCCUCAGCGUCUAAUGUCAGCAGGCGCAUUGUCACGUUGCGUAGAAAGCUGCAGCGAUCCUUGGAACGUGCCAGCUGUAGAUUUAGAGUCGAUGCUUGUCUUCAGAUCCUCGCUGUUGGAAGGGCGAAGCGGCGACUUCUUUCAGGGGGAAUGCCGUGGCUUGUGAAAGGCAACAGGUGGCGAUCAAUGCUGAAGUGAAGCAACUAAUGCUGAGGGGGCAAGGAAGAGGCGUGGAUUAGGCCCAGCAAAGGUCUUCCUUUUGCAGCAUGCGCGCAUGAGUUGUGGCUUUUUCUCUGGUUGUUGCUUUCAGGUGUAUACAGUCCCCGAUUAUCAUGCCUGUGGGCUAGGUCCCCCCUCAAGAGCAGACCUUGGUGCAUUCAUUCAUUAGAUCUUUUCACGGGAUAGACAGAAUGAGGACCACUCAGGCUGGGGGGCUGCCCGCCGCAAUGGGGGGCGAGAACCAGUCCUCCGCUCACCCGGGGAGGCUUCGCCGUGCGACCUCCAUCAGCGGCCGCUUCUCCAUUUCCCCAGACAGUAGCAGUGCGGACUUGCAGACGCUCGGACGGGGAUGCAGCAGCGCAUCCGCCAGCGGACGGUCCUCUUUGUCCGGAGACCCGCAAACCGAACCGAGCGAGUGGCUGGCCAAGGGGGAUCUGACCAAGCCCCUGCUAAAUGAGGUCUCGGCUGCGCUUGGAAAAGAGGCCAAAGGGGGACUGCCAAAGCGGGAUUCUAGUCCGGGGGUGCCCGAGAAGGGGGGAAAAGGGGAGGGGAAGAAGGGGAGUCACAAAGCAGUGUGCAGUUCUCUGCUGGCAAUCGUGGUGUGCUUGAUUCUGGUGUUGGAGUUGGCGGGGGGGUGGUUUGGGGCCAUCCGCAGCACUGUGCAGACAACUGUCCUGGUGUCAAUUUCGACUGACCACUACCUGACCCCAGCUGGCGCCAUGCAGUUUACCCGGUAUGGCCCGAAGACGAAGAAGCAGGACGGCACCCUCUGGAUGGAUCCCCCGAGCGAAGGGUACAAGCAGUGCAUUGAUUCGGACUCCGUUGAAGAGAGCACACCAACAGCAUCAGAAGGGUACCUUCGCGUGUCGACAAACGGCGGGCUCAACCAGAUGAGGGCAGCGAUCUGCGACAUGGUGGCGGUGGCGCGCAUCCUGAACGUGACGCUCGUCAUCCCGGAGCUGGACAAGACGUCGUACUGGAACGACCCGAGCGACUUCGGGGACAUCUUCGACGAGGAACAUUUCGUUCGGACGCUCUCGGACCACGUGCGUGUCGUCCGGGAGCUGCCGGACGGGCUCAAGAACGUGACGGCGUUUCGGAAGGCGCCCGUUUCGUGGUCGCAGGCGACCUACUACCUAGAGGAGAUCGCGCCGCUGGUCGCCGAGCACAAGGUGGUCCACUUCACGCUCUCCGACAGCCGGCUGGGCAACAACGGCAUUCCCGACGACAUCCAACGGCUGAGAUGCCGCGCCAACUUCCGGGCCCUGCGGUUCAGCCGUCCGAUCGAAGAGAUGGCGGCCAAGAUCGUCGCGCGGCUGCGCGAGAACGGGCCCUACAUCGCGCUGCACCUCAGGUACGAGAAGGACAUGCUCGCGUUCAGCGGCUGCAACUUCGGGCUCACCCCGCUGGAGGCCGCGGAGCUGCGCGAGGCGCGCUACAACGUGUCGCACUGGAAGGAAAAGGAGAUCGACAGCGACGCGCGCCGCGCGGCCGGGGUUUGCCCGCUGACGCCGCGCGAGGUCGGCCAAAUGCUGCGCGCGUUAGGGUUCCCGCGCGAAACGCCGGUCUACGUGGCGGCCGGCGAGAUCUACGGCGGGGAGGAGCGGAUGGCGAACCUGAAGGAGAUGUUCCCCAACGUGGUUACGAAGGAAACCCUGGCGAGCGAGGACGAGAUGGAGCCGUUCGAGGGGCACUCGAACCGCAUGGCGGCGAUCGACUAUCUGGUGUCAGUGGAAAGUGACGUCUUCCUGCCGACGUAUGACGGCAACAUGGCGCGCGUCGUGGAGGGCCACCGCCGCUUCGAGGGGCACCGCAAGACCAUCGUCCCAGACAGGGCUGGCCUGGUCAAGCUGUUCGACAGAUACACCAACGGCACCGUCGAUUGGCGCCACGUGGAAACGGAAGUGCGGAGAUUGCACCGCGACAGAGAAGGCGCGCCGCUGCUGCGGAGAGGGCUCCCCCCAGAGGAAGUUAAGAAGGAGGUUACGUUCUACGCUAACCCUUACCCGGGGUGCAUUUGCCAGGACGACGGUGCGAAAAUCGGGGUUAAGAGCAGAAAGGUUCAGUCGCACUGACGUAUAUACGCGGAUUCUUUAGAUUGUGCGCGUAUGCGGAAUUCACCCGCGUAUGGAAAAGGUGGCUGCUAGUAUAACUACUAGUUUACGGGCUUGUGUUUCGAAGAAUUACCUGUGUUGAGAUCGAAGUGCGAGCAAUAAUCAGACAGAUACUGAGGCUUUAUAACCGAUGCAUGCAAGAGACAGCGAUAUACUUAGCACAUUAAGGAGACGGACUGCGCUUGCCAAAAGAAAGGCGACGACACAGGGCGGUGACGCUGGUGCUUGUCGCCACUUAAUUAGCAAAGUAGGUUGACGAAAUAAGCGGUUUGGUUAGCUUCUUGCUAAUAUACACAGCAUCAGCAGCGCAAGCGAAAGAGAGACGGUUCGUUUUCUUUACUAGGUACUUUACUGUAUACGAAAAGCUUUUGAUUCGUCAGAAAGGUAGUAAGCGUUACUCGACGGCGACAGAGAUUAACUAGCAUACGAAUCGGGUACGACACAUGGCUCUGAUUGCAAAACUGAC
This is a messenger RNA of Klebsormidium nitens, 3018 nucleotides long. The record is from the annotation of a GenBank genome assembly. NCBI's taxonomy places the organism in Eukaryota, Viridiplantae, Streptophyta, Klebsormidiophyceae, Klebsormidiales, Klebsormidiaceae.